Haemonchus placei is the source of this 660-nucleotide messenger RNA. The record is from the annotation of a GenBank genome assembly. NCBI's taxonomy places the organism in Eukaryota, Metazoa, Nematoda, Chromadorea, Rhabditida, Trichostrongylidae.
AUGGCCGAAGAAUUCUGGUCUAAUGCAAGCAGAGACAUCGAUGGUAUGCUUGGAGGAUUUGCCAACUUACAUGUUCCCGACAUAAGGGCUUCGAAGAGUUUUAUCAAAAAAUUGAGAGAUAAGAAGUUUCUGGUUGAAAAUAAUCGUGCAGCAGACUGUGGUGCAGGCAUCGGACGUGUGACACGACAUUUGCUACUACCAUUGUUUAAGAACGUGGUGAUGGUCGAGCCUGUAGCGGAGCUUUUAGAGAAAAGUGUUUCAUACGUAGGGCAAGGAAACGUGACCAGAGUGCAGGUUGGACUACAGAAUUUCUAUCCGGAUCCUUCAACUUUUGAUCUGAUAUGGAUACAAUGGUGUUCAGGCCAUUUAACUGACAGUGACAUGGUCAACUUCCUCAGCCGUUGCAUAGACGGCCUCACUGAUGACGGUGUUAUAGUGUUCAAGGAUAACCUCUCCGCACAACAAGAAUCUGAGUUCGAUUGUGAGGACUACAGCUGGACGAGACCAGAAGCUCUUGUGUUGGAGUUAUUCGAUAGAGCAGGCCUCAGAGUUGUUGCUGAAAACUUACAAACAGGUUUUCCUAGUGGGAUGUAUAAAGUUAAAAUGUUUGCGCUUAAACCGAUCGCAAGCAAGUAUGCUAAAACUAAACCUGAGAACUAA